Messenger RNA from Sclerotinia sclerotiorum 1980 UF-70, 273 nucleotides. RefSeq lists its product with no specific name. The transcript has 3 exons. The coding region runs from base 1 to 273 and encodes 90 amino acids. NCBI's taxonomy places the organism in Eukaryota, Fungi, Ascomycota, Leotiomycetes, Helotiales, Sclerotiniaceae. The record is from RefSeq and is a predicted model, not a curated record.
AUGUAUCUGGUUGUUUGCUGGAGCUUUGCGGAAGGAGUAUUCGCUGUAAUCAUUCAUGAUUCGCCAAGGGGGGAGGAUUCGGUAGCGCCCCUAAAGAAAUCUGGAAAAGCUACAGUUCUGAGAUUGGAUAUACGUUCAUCUUGUGUCUACCGUAGAUUUCGAGGCUAUAAAGCGAGUCUCACAUACAGAUUGGUUUUCUUAGAACGCAUAAUUAUCUCCGAAAUAUCUCAAGGUAAUGUCUUGCAUACAUCCAUAGCCGUUGCAGGCAAUUAA